Molecule: messenger RNA, 576 nt
Organism: Blumeria graminis f. sp. triticale
Lineage: Eukaryota; Fungi; Ascomycota; Leotiomycetes; Helotiales; Erysiphaceae
Source: the annotation of a GenBank genome assembly
AUGUCUCUUAGAUGUGUUGUUGUUGGCGAUGGUGCCGUAGGAAAAACUUGUCUUCUCAUCAGCUAUACAACAAACAAAUUCCCCUCCGAAUAUGUUCCUACUGUCUUCGAUAAUUAUGCUGUUACUGUUAUGAUUGGCGAUGAGCCAUAUACCCUUGGCCUAUUCGACACUGCUGGUCAAGAAGAUUACGAUCGCUUACGGCCCCUUUCAUACCCGCAAACUGAUGUAUUUCUCGUCUGUUUCUCUGUUACUUCACCUGCAUCAUUUGAAAAUGUUCGCGAGAAAUGGUUUCCUGAAGUCCAUCAUCACUGCCCCGGAGUCCCUUGCCUAAUUGUUGGCACUCAAACAGAUCUGAGAGAUGAUCUCAGUGUUCGAGAAAAGUUAAACAAACAGAAAAUGCAGCCAGUUAAAAGAGAAGAUGGGGAGAGAAUGGCUAAGGAUUUGGGUGCGGUUAGAUAUGUGGAAUGUAGCGCGUUGACACAGUAUAAGUUAAAGGAUGUAUUCGAUGAGGCUAUAGUCGCUGCACUAGAACCUCCCGCUCCAAAAAAGAAGCAUCGAAACUGUUUAAUCCUAUGA